ACAUGCUGCGAGUGUCGCCCUCUAUGGGUCAGGUGCUGGAGAUGAACACGACCCUGCGCCACCUGCUGUUCCUGCUGGAGUACUGCAUGGUGACGGGCUACGACUGGUGGGACGUCCUGCUGCACGUGCAGCCCACCAUGGUCCACAACCUGGUGGAGAAGCUGCACGAGGAGUACAUGAGGCAGAACCAGGCGCUGCAGCAGGUCCUGGCGACGCGUAUCGUGGCGGUGAAGGCGUCUCUCUGUAAACUCUCCACGGCGACGGCGGCUCGAGCCUGCGACUUCCACGCCAAACUGCUGCUGAUCGCCAUCAGCUCCACCUUAAAGUCUCUGCUGAGGCCCCACGUCCUCAACACACCAGACAAGAGUCCAGGAGACCGGCUGGCCGAGAUCUGUGCCAAGAACACUGACACGGGUAAGAGACCCGAGGGACCUGGGGGACAG
Messenger RNA from Micropterus dolomieu (smallmouth bass), 443 nucleotides. RefSeq names its product mediator of RNA polymerase II transcription subunit 16-like. Gene Ontology annotation, biological process: positive regulation of DNA-templated transcription. The annotation marks the transcript as partial. The transcript has 2 exons. The record is from RefSeq and is a predicted model, not a curated record. NCBI's taxonomy places the organism in Eukaryota, Metazoa, Chordata, Actinopteri, Centrarchiformes, Centrarchidae. Gene Ontology annotation, cellular component: mediator complex.